Molecule: messenger RNA, 567 nt
Organism: Monosiga brevicollis MX1
Lineage: Eukaryota; Choanoflagellata; Craspedida; Salpingoecidae
Exons: 2
Coding region: 25-294 (89 amino acids)
Biological process (GO): cilium assembly; microtubule-based process
Cellular component (GO): cytoplasmic dynein complex
Molecular function (GO): dynein intermediate chain binding; dynein light intermediate chain binding
Source: RefSeq, a predicted model, not a curated record
ACCUCUCCCACCGCCACCGCCAUCAUGACUGACCGCAAGGCCGUGAUUAAGAACGUUGACAUGUCCGAGGACAUGCAGCAGGAUUGCAUUGACUGCGCCAUCGCUGCCCUCGAGAAGUACAACGUGGAGAAGGAUAUCGCUGCCUACAUCAAGAAGGAGUUUGACAAGAAGUACAACCCCACCUGGCAUGUGAUUGUCGGCCGCAACUUUGGCUCGUAUGUGACCCACGAGACCAAGGGUUUCAUCUACUUCUACCUGGGCCAGGUCGCCAUCCUCUGCUUCAAGUCGGGUUAAUGCCCUCUCUGAAGACCUCGACUCGAUAAGCGAACAGCGUCCAACUUGGACCAAAAAAACGGAAAAACAAGAAUAAAAUAGAACACAAAGAGAGCCAGGAACGUCGAUGUGGCGCUAGCUCUGCUUGAGCCAGUCGUACCAGUGGCCGUGCCAUUGAUCCAUCACGUUUGGGCUCCCCCAGCUCUCCCUUGCCAUCCUCCGAAUUGGAUUUGAUUAGAGGGGCCUUGUGUCACGUGUUUGUUACUCUCUCCUAGCAAUCGAUCUUGCAGGCUC